AAAAGAAAUGGGAAUAUCUGAUAAGUGGUGGUAUUUGUCAGGGCAUUCUGGAUUCUCAGCCGGAAAUGUUACUCACGUUCAACGUCGUCCUGAUCUUGACAAUAAGCUUAUUAAAGAUUUCAAAGUCAAAGAUGUUUACUCUGGAAUUGUAGAUCUUUCGGGAACAGAAUAUUAUGUAAUUUAUGGAAAAGCAGUUUCGCAAAUCGGUGACGCUUCGCCAGGUAGUUUGGUGUGGACUGUUGAUUCCAAUUAUUAA
Paraglomus brasilianum is the source of this 256-nucleotide messenger RNA. Lineage: Eukaryota; Fungi; Glomeromycota; Glomeromycetes; Paraglomerales; Paraglomeraceae. The record is from the annotation of a GenBank genome assembly.